AUGACAACACCCAGAAACUCAGUGAGUGGAACCUUCCCGAUACAGUCUGCCAAAGGCCCCCUUGCCAUGCAGCCUUCUCAAACGGCGAACCUCAGGAGGCCCUCUUCACUGGUGGGCCCAACACAAAGGUUCUUCAUGAGAGAAUCCAAGGCUUUGGGGGCUGUCCAGAUCAUGAAUGGCCUCUUCCAUAUUUCCUUGGGGGGACUGCUGAUGAUCCCCACGGGGGUCUUUGCGCCCAUCUGUCUGAGUGUAUGGUACCCUCUCUGGGGAGGCAUUAUGUAUAUUACUUCGGGAUCACUCCUGGCAGCAGCAGCGGAACAAACCUCCCGAAAGAGCUUGGUCAAAGCAAAAGUGAUAAUGAACUCUCUGAGCCUCUUUGCUGCCACUUCUGGGAUAAUUCUUUCAAUCAUGGACAUACUGAACAUCACAGUUUCUCAUUUUUUAAAAAUGGAGCGCCUGAAUCUUAGCAAAGCUCCCAACCUGUACGUUGAUAUCUACAACUGUGAGCCGGCUAACUCCUCCGACAAGAACUCCCCAUCUACGCGGUACUGCUACAGCAUGCAGUCUGUGUUCCUGGGCAUUUUGUCAGUGAUGCUGAUCUUUGCCUUCUUCCAGAAACUUGUGACAGCUGGUGUCGUGGAAAACGAUUGGAAAAGAGUGUGCUCCAGAUCCAAACCUAAUGUGGUUCUGCUAGCAGCUGGACAAAAAAAAGAACAGACGAUUAAAGUGAAAGAAGAAAUCAUUGAGCUAAGCGGAGUAUCUCCCCAACUAAAGAAUGAAGAAGAAAUUGAAAUCAUCCCAGUGCAAGAAGAAGAAGAAGAGGAAACAGAAGUGAACUUUCCAGAACCUCCCCAGGAACAGGAAUCCUUGCCAGUGGAAAAUGAGAUCUCUCCUUAA
This is a messenger RNA of Microtus ochrogaster (prairie vole), 897 nucleotides long. RefSeq names its product membrane spanning 4-domains A1 (gene Ms4a1). Gene Ontology annotation, biological process: cell surface receptor signaling pathway. NCBI's taxonomy places the organism in Eukaryota, Metazoa, Chordata, Mammalia, Rodentia, Cricetidae. Gene Ontology annotation, cellular component: external side of plasma membrane; plasma membrane. The record is from RefSeq and is a predicted model, not a curated record.